AUGUUCCGAUAUGAAUGUUUGGGGCAGAAGGCGCUAAUGGGCAAUGGUCUUACGCGGUGGUUAUUGCAAGCCUCCAGCGUAUUCCUUGCCCUAGCUUUGCCUCGGCGAGGAACAGUCCCACGGCUAUCUCAAGCCAAGCAUCUUAUUAUGCUUCAUCGAGAAACGUGCCACCAGCAGGGUAUCGACGUUAUAUGUUACCAAUCCAAUGUGAACUUUCAUGUGCAACCGAGUGGACGAUGUUUGCGAGGUUUACGAGGCGGUUCGAGUAUCUCGAGUGGCAAAACCAAUACGAGAGAGGUUUGGGUUUCUAGUGGAGUGAGAGGCGGUAUUACCGGACAAAAAGGAACAGUUUGA
Marasmius oreades (fairy-ring Marasmius) is the source of this 354-nucleotide messenger RNA. RefSeq lists its product as uncharacterized. Bases 1 to 354 code for a protein of 117 amino acids. The record is from RefSeq and is a predicted model, not a curated record. The transcript has a single exon. Lineage: Eukaryota; Fungi; Basidiomycota; Agaricomycetes; Agaricales; Marasmiaceae.